AGAGAGUCAGAAAGCUCAUUUAUUCUUUCGCGUGUGUGUGUGGUCCUUGAAUUAGCAACAAAAGCCUCAAGAUUUUUUGCACCCAGAGCAACGUAUAAUGCCAGUUAUACAGGACUUAUUAUGUCAUUUAAUGGUUGCUACCUGAGUCCUAUUUCUCUUUUCAUGAUGGAUCAUGUUAUCUUAGGAAAAAUUCCUUCCUGAGUUCACCUGGUCAUCAAAGCUUACAAAGUAGAUAUCCCAGGCAGGGUCAGGACGUCUGCUAGGCCAGGCUAAUUGGGCUAGGAACUGGUCAAAUUGUCAUUACAGUAUACAAAACACAUAGCACUGGCAGAAGUUUAGAUUUGUCACGUCUGGUCUGCACUUUUCUUGGACUAACUGGACCAGGAGCUUUAUUAAACCAUGUUGUAAACUUUCCAUUUUCUUAGUUUUACAUCUUUAUCAGCAGUUACACAUGGUGAGUGGAAAGCAUCAGAGCUUCAAGAUACCAUAGAGCAAUAUAGCAUCACUGAGUAGUAAAACAUCACAGGCUUGCAAGAGGAAAUUUGAAACGGCCUAAGCUUAGAAGGACAUGGUAUAAUAAUACAGUUUGGUUAUAAGAAUAUUAUUUCUUAUCAACUGCACACAUUAAGUUGGGAGCCAGGAUGCUUGGAAAGCAGUAAUGUCUUUGUAGUUCCUGCCACCCACUUCAACAUACCAGUAACACUGUGGACAUUCAGUGAGUAAAAGCUUGCUAAAUUGACAAAAAUAAAUGUGUGUUUUCUAUCCAGUGCUUGACAACCAGAGGCCCUCAAUAAAUAUUGAGUUCAAAGGAAAGUUUGAUUUCUCCAGUACGUUGUGUCACUCCUGGGCAGAGACCAGCAUUUAACAGGGCCCUGAUGAAAGAAGACGAAAUCAGGGGAGUCCUGUUCUCAGGAAGUUCAUAUUUCAGUAUAAAAAGCUAAGACAGGGGGUGGAGAGAUAGUUUAGCAGUUAAGAGCACUUCCUGAUCUUGCAGAGGGUGUGAGUUCGGUUCCCUGCCUCCUAGUCCAGCGGUUAAUAACUUCCUGUAACUCCAACUCCACGAGAUCCUAGUCCCUCUUCUGGCUUUGGCUAGUUACCUGUACUCCGUGCACAACCCCCUACCCAAACGUAAUUUAAAAAAUAAAAUCCUAAAAAAAAAGAAAUCCAAGGCAGCAAGUCUUUCAAUUAAAAAUCUCCGCAGCGUCAGUCUGGGCAAAGGUGAGAAACUUGGUGAGGUGAGAGUAGAUUUCUGAGUCCGGGUCAGUGUAGACUUCUUGAGCUUUUCAUUGGCUCACGCUCAACCGAUCCCAGACAGCUGCAGGAAGAAGCCUCAGUCAGCCAAUCAGAGUGAGGGGGCGGGAGCUGCCGGAAGCGCUGACGUCAAUUAGAGUCACGCGAAAAAUGUCCCCGCCCUACCUGUGGCAUUCCCGGCCGGGCUUAUGGUGGGGCUGGCCGGAGGCCGGACCCCGGCGCGCGGAGGCCUCGGGUGGCUGGCCGGUAGCGGCCAUGGAGAGCGAGCAGCCUGAUAGCUUGGAGGGCUGGGUGCCGCUGCGUGAGGACCUCUUCUCGGAGCCCGAGCGGCACCAGCUGCGCUUCCUGGUGGCUUGGAACGCCGGAGAGGGCCAGUUCGCGGUGACCUGUCACGACCGCACGGCGCAGAAGCGGCGAGGGCGGCGGGAGGGCAGCGGCCGGGGGCUGGGAGCUGCGCGGGAGUCGGGGUCCAGCUGGGCCGGCCUGUUGUCGGUCGCUGCACUCCGCGGCGCGCACCGGCAGCUGGCGGCGCUGUGGCCGCCCCUGGAGCGCUGCUUCCCGCCGCUGCCACCAGAGCUGGACGUGGCGGGCUGUGCGGCCUGGGGCCUGGGGCGCGGGCUGUGGGCGCUCGUGUGGCCGGCGAGGGCGGGCCCUGGCGACGCGGCGCUGCAGGAGCUGUGCCGGGAGCUCGAGCGCUACCUGGGCCAGGCGGCCGACGGCUGCGGAGGCGCCACCGUGCGCGACGCGCUCUUCCCGGCCCAGGACGACGCGGCCGACUGCGAGGGCCUGCGCGAGUUCCGCGAGAGGACGCUGCGCGCGCGUCUGGACGGGGCAGCAGCACGGCUGCGCUUGGUUCUUCAGGGUCAUGAAAAAGCCAACACCAUGGUAGCAUUAAUGAAAGUUUAUCAGGAAGAAGAUGAAGUGUAUCAGGAACUAGUUACCAUGGCAACUAUGUUCUUCCAGUACUUAUUGCAACCAUUCAGGGAUAUGCGAGAAGUUGCAACUUCAUGUAAGCUUGAUAUUUUGAAGUCCCUGGAUGAGGAUGACUUGGGUCCUAAAAGGGUGGUUGCCCUACAGAAGGAAGCCAGUGAAUGGAGCAGACGGGCUGAAGAAGCAGUCAUUUCUAUUCAAGAGAUCACUGUGAAUUAUUUUAAGGAAACAGUAACAGCAUUAGCAGGAAUGCAGAAGCAAAUGGAACAGGAUCAGAAGAGAUUCGGUCAGGCGGCCUGGGCCACAGCCAUGCCCAGGCUAGAAGAGCUCAAACUCAUGUUAGCUCAGGAGACCCUGCAACAUAUGAGAGCCAAAGAGCUGUGUUUAAACCACAAGAGAGCUGAAAUCCAAAGGAAGGUGGAAGAUCUUCCAGAACAAGAAAAGAAUAUAGAUGUUGUAGAUGAGCUAGAAAUACAGUAUUAUGAAAUUCAGUUGGAGUUGUAUGAGGUGAAAUUUGAGAUAUUAAAAAAUGAAGAGACACUUCUUGUUACCCAGUUGGACUCUAUUAAAAGACUUAUCAAAGAGAAACAGGAUGAAGUGGUCUAUUAUGACCCGUGUGAGAGUCCUGAGGAACUGGCAGUCAUGGCCCAUGGUGUGGAGCUGCACAGUGGUGAGAACAGGGAGGUGAGGGCGCUCAACCGGCAGCGCCAGCAGCUGGAGGCUCAGCGGGGCCGUAUCUGUGCCAGGAGGGCCUACCUCAGGAACAGAAAGGAUCACUGCAAAGAAAAUCAUCGACUCAGAUUGAAACAGGCUAAAGAAAGUAUCAGAUAUUUUCAUCAACAUCAUACUAUCCAGAUGAAAAGAGACAAAAUUAAAGAAGAGGAGCAAAAGAAAAAAGAAUGGGUAGACCAAGAACGCCAAAAAACACUCCAGAGAUUGAGAACAUAUAAAGAGAAACGCACAGCACCAUCUGCACUGAAAACAACUUACUCAGAACGAGUGGCUCCAGAUCUAUCUAGGGGAUGCUCCCAGAAGAGGUCCUCAACAGCCUCUCAGCUAGUGACAGUAGCUUAUCCUGCCUCCAGAAGCGGAAGUAUUCCUCCCUCACCUGAAGUUAGUGAUGUGAAAGCCCCUGAGCGUCAAGACCACCACAGGGACAUUCCUGUCCAGGUUUUUGUUCCAGUUGGUGACCAGACCCUUUCUGGAUCCAGUGAGGAACUGUCACCACCACAAGCUCCUCCUCUUCCUCCCUCUCCCCCACCACCCCCUCUCCCCACUGUGUCCUCAUCUUCUCAAGUUGCCACUCAUCAGGAUUUAGGACUCAGGACUUUAGUGACAGAAGACCAGCCCCUCCCUCUAGUGUGUGAGGCACCUGCUGGAAGACCUCGUAAUUGCUUGGAGGAUUUUCACCGUCCAGCUUCAGGCUCUAUGGAUGAAGUGUUGGCCUCUCUACGGCAGGGCAGAACCCCUCUCCGGAAAGUAGAAGCUCCCACCUUACUCUCUCCCCACACCUCAGUCAAUGAACAACUUCUAGCUGCCAUCAGGCAGGGGGUCCGACUAAAGAAAGUCCACCCGGACUCAAGUGUGGACCCCAGCAAGAAGCCCAGCAGUGACCUGGAGAGGAGCAUCCGGGCAGCACUGGAAAGAAUCAAGAGAGUGUCUGCUGACUCAGAGGAGGACAAUGAUGAACAGAGCCCUGGCGAGUGGGACCGCUAAGGUCUUCUCCAGAUGACAAAAGCAGACAGAUCUAUAACAUCUGGAGCAUCAAGGCUUGCAUCAGACACUGGGCUUGGAUGUUGCAGCCUUAAAUCUGGGGAGGACAACAGAGGUGUGACCAUCAUACACCAACCCAUAGAUGGAUGGGUUGAAUGUGGAACCUGUAGUGCCUCUGGUCUGAAGAAGAGUACUUAGAACUCACCAUGCCUACCUGACUCAGGAAGGUUACAGCACUCUGAUAAACAGCACAUUAGACUACUGACCAUGUACUCCUGGGUGUAUGAAUAGUGGCUCCUCAGAUUUAAAGGCUCAAAUGUGAACAUUAUUUUAACAGUAAUCAGAAUAAAUUGCUUAUAUUCCAGAAUUAUUUUAAAUAUUUAAAUUUAUAUUAUCAAGCACUCUAUAAAAUCAAUAAACUACUAUUUAUGAUGCAUCUAUGUUGUAGGGAAAUGGAAGCAGGGUCUGCCUGGGUGUUUCCUAAGGUUUUAGAUGAGUGUUUAGUUGAGCAAGUACUAAGGGCACAAGAACAGUGUUGCUGACUUCAUGAACUGGUCUUACACCAGGGUCUUCUCUCCUUUGUGUACAGUUAGGAAAGAGGAGGAUACCAAUACAAAGAAGCCUAUUCAUUGCUCAGACUGCCCAGGUGUUCCUAUAACCUCAUUACCCUAACUCUUGGGUCAUCAAUCCUAGGUUUCUAUCAAACAAAAUGAACCUGAUUUCCUUGUUUCCAAAGGAAAGUCCUAUUGUAGACCACAAAGUUGCCCACUUCCAGUUUCUUCUUGACUCAGUCUGGCCUAUACCAACCUGGCAUUGCUGGGAGGAAUUUUGAGUCCUUCAGCUGCUGUGCCUGGACCUGCCUCCAUGGCCUGACUGGAGAUCCUGCAGUAUGGCCACUGUUGGGCUGCACAUGGGGCCUACCACCUGUCCCACGUCCCCAGAGCUCAGACUGCCUGAAGGCAGCUCUUUCCCAGCCUGGCCUUGACCUCACUGAUGUGUGGCAAGUCAGCACUGGGGCACACUGGCCCUGUGCUCACGGUUCCCUCACGGGUGCCCAAAGGUGUUCAGUUGGGGGCUGGGGAGACGUGCCCUGCAGGCUGCUUGCUGGGCUUCAGUUCCAUACCUCUAAGGCAGCUCAAGUGUCUUCGCCUCAGGCCUCCUUCACUACUGGAGGCAGCAAAUUAUUCCUCUGAAAAUAAUUUGAUAUUUGAAAAAUGGCAAAAUCAACUUUGUGGGACUUCAGCUUAUUUUUAGUUUGGCAUUGUUUUUGCUUUCACUCUGCAUUGUAGUUUCGGUAUUGUAAGAGUCCAGGGAGCAUAUUCAGGUUCAGAUAAUUCUCAGAGUUUGCUUUUGAGGGGCUGCCUUUGAAAAAGCGACUUAAAAAUUGUUCUCAAAGUUCUUUGUUGAUUAUCUUGGUGCAGUGGAGAGGUGAGGGCAGAAAGAUCAUGAGUCUGAGGUCAGCCUAGGCUACAGUGUGAGACCCUGUCUCAAGAAAAUAAAGUUCCUGGUCCAGUUAUGUCUGUAGCGUUACAAAACUUCUCUAGAACUUUCAUUUAGCCCUUGCCUGCCUUCUUUCAGGUAAGUCCUGAUGUAAAUCCAUACUCUGGCUUCUGAGAUUCAGAGCCAUGGAGAGGAAACUCCUAUUGUUUGACUCCAAACCUUCCAAUCCACUCUCCAAAGUGCUGCUAAUCAACCCUUUGCCUUCCUGCCUUUCCAACCUACUCAGGGUAAGGGCUAGCCCUGCUGCCUGGUACACAAGUCCUCAGAGGCCUGGCUGCUGUUCCUUGGGCAGCACCCUUCCCCACUGCAGAUCUUAAUCUAGUGCCCCCCCAGAUAACCCUUCUCUGAAGCCUAAGUACCUGGAAUUUGCACCCCUCUUCUUCCUUGUCCUGACAAACUCAAAUGCAUUCUUCAGUCUCAAUCUCAUAUCUUUCUCCUCUGAUGUCUUCCUGACCCCUUUUCCCUCACAUGACCACUGAGCCUUGUUUCUGGUAUCAGUGUUGCUACCUGUCUUGUCCACAGCAUUGAAUACAAAAGUAGUCCUUGGGUCAAGGCUAUAACUUGGUACAGUGCUUCCUUUGCAUGCAUGAAGCCUUAGCAUCAUAUGUAGCCUGGCUUAGUGGUACAUGUCUAUAAUUCCAGCACUUGGGAAGCAGAGGUAGGAGGAUCAGGAGUUCAAAGUCAUCCCUGGCUACAUAAUUACAUACAUACAUAGGUAGCCCAGUGGGGUCAUGUUUCAUACAGAGCUGUUUAGGGACGGAUAUGGUCCUCGAGUGGCCAUAUGCACUGGCAGCAUCCUCUGAAUUGUUCCAGAGCAAAAACCUGAGCUGUACAAUCAGAUGGAUUCAUUCAUUUGAAUAAUCAUUUUAAUCAGAAAUCAAACAAGUUGUGGUAGGAGAAUGAAAGGUUUUUGAUUAAUGACCACACAUCCUGUGAAACCAUGUAUAACAUUUAGCGAGCAGAGAUUUUAAACCUCAGGUAUGUGGAGUCAUGUGAUUAUCUUAGUGUUCUGUUGCUGCCCAGACAAGUUACUACAAAUGCAUAAAUGCAAAGGCUUUUAGACAACGUGAGCGAUAAAUAAUGCCUAGUUUAAAAAAAAAUCAGAUGUUAACCUACUGACAAAUUAUACAUAUAACUAGCUCAAGGAAUAUAUGUCUAGGCAA
Nannospalax galili (Upper Galilee mountains blind mole rat) is the source of this 6557-nucleotide messenger RNA. RefSeq names its product WASP homolog associated with actin, golgi membranes and microtubules (gene Whamm). Lineage: Eukaryota; Metazoa; Chordata; Mammalia; Rodentia; Spalacidae. Gene Ontology annotation, cellular component: cytoplasm; endoplasmic reticulum-Golgi intermediate compartment membrane. The transcript has 10 exons. Gene Ontology annotation, biological process: Arp2/3 complex-mediated actin nucleation; endoplasmic reticulum to Golgi vesicle-mediated transport. Gene Ontology annotation, molecular function: actin binding; Arp2/3 complex binding. The record is from RefSeq and is a predicted model, not a curated record. Bases 1402 to 3897 code for a protein of 831 amino acids.